Molecule: messenger RNA, 8809 nt
Organism: Nerophis ophidion (straightnose pipefish)
Lineage: Eukaryota; Metazoa; Chordata; Actinopteri; Syngnathiformes; Syngnathidae
Product: somatomedin-B and thrombospondin type-1 domain-containing protein
Exons: 5
Coding region: 145-942 (265 amino acids)
Source: RefSeq, a predicted model, not a curated record
CUCGGUCUUGCACUUCCACGCAUCCCAGAGCAGGACCAUGUUGAUUGUAGCCUAGAACAAAGACAGAACUACUUCUUUUUUUUUUUUAGAAGUAUUUGAAGUAAAAAAAAAAAAAAAGUAAACUGAAGAUACAGCAGAUUUGUCAUGCGUGCACGCGGAUGGAGCUCGUCCGCGCAUGCGGGCUUCGUACUGCUGUGCGGUUGUUUCUCCAUCCUGUGCGGCGUGAUGGUGCGUCAAGCCGAAGCCGGCUGCAGGGACCGGGAGAGUCCCACCUGCUGCACCGGCAGGAACAACGACUGCUUUGAGCACAGCGGCAGGAAGACGGCGUGCUACUGCGACACAUACUGCCAGAGGACCGGGGACUGCUGCGAGGACUACCAGAGUGUCUGCCAAAUAUCUGCAGCCAUUGACUGUGUGGUGGGCUCCUGGGGUCUCUGGUCCUCAUGCACGUCUCCAUGCGGGGUGGGCAGCACCGAAAGAAGCCGCCAAGUGUCCGUCCCUCCUCGAAACGGAGGCACCCCCUGCCCGGACCUCAAACAGCGCCGAGGGUGCUUCGGAAACAAUGAAAUAUGCAGCACAGCGAAAGAGGUGGCAAAGAUCCUUCCAGAUUCCUUCCAGAGGAACUUUAAGGACCCUUGGAGGAGGCCUCACAUGCUGAUAAAGGAGGCGAAGGCCAGCUACUGCGUGUAUUUGAGGGUGAAACAAGCAAGCGCGCCGUGCAAACUCCAACUGUGGAGUGCUCAGCUGGUGAGAGAGAGGCUGGUGUGUGCCGAGUGCCAGAGUGACGCCAUGUCCAAGUCAGACCGAUGUGGAGGAGGCGGCUUUGAAGGCACCAGAACUUUCUGGGCAGCAGCUUCAGUCAUAGGCUGCCAUGGCUCGUGGGUGCGAGAGUCGUCGUCCGAAGGCUGCCGAUGUCCACCUUACUCUGUCCUCUUUGUGUGAUCGGCCACACGGCCUAAGCACAUCACCACUUCGAAGGACCAGUUUGUCCACAAUCAGCUCCUGCAAAACUCUUGCAGGGCCUUUGUCAGUCAAGCCCCCAGAUCCAGAAUCUCUGGAUGGAUGGCUUCACUCAAGGAGAUCAGCAGCAUCCUGCCACUUGUAUUCGUAUUUUUCAGCUCAUACUCGAUUGUACUGCAUUACUUAGUACGCACGCAGCGACCCGUGGUUCAGUUUUGACUGACACCUUGUUGUUACUUUCUUUCCUCCAAGCACAGCAAGCUUCAUAUGCAUUGUUACCUCUUCUGCUAUCUACCUCUAUAAACGACAUUGCCUAAUAUGCAAAAACAACAAAAAAAGAUUUUGCUUUAUGCAUUUUCUACCCUUGAUCGUUAUGUUUAUUGUGAUAUAGCUACAGUAUAUGUUUUUGUAUCCUCACCUUUUUUACAGUUUAAGGCCUGAUUGAAAGUUGUUUUUGUUUUUUAUUACAAAUGGGACACAGUCUGGUCCUUUUUUUGUCCAUUUUAAACAGUGGAACCUCUAAAGUUUAUUUCAAAGAAGCUACACCAGAAUCCACAGACUUUCACCUCGACAAUGACAAUAGAACAAGAAAUGAACCUUAAAGGGAAACAUUAUCACCAAACCUAUGCAAGCGGCAAUAUAUACCUUGAUGUUGCAGAAAAAAGACCAUGUAUUUUUUUUAAACUGAUUUCUGAACUCUAAAGGGGUGAAUUUUGGCAAAUUAAACACCUUUCUGUUUAUCGGUCUUUUAGCGAUGACGUCAGAACGUGACGUUACCGAGGUAAUACAGCCGCCAUUUUCAUUUUCACAUUACAAACACCGGGUCUCUGCUCUGUAAUUUUCUGUUUUUUCGACUUUUUUGGAACCUUGGAGACAUCAUGCCUCGUCGGUGUGUUGUCGGAGGGUGUAACAACACUAACAGGGAGGGAUUCAAGUUGCACCAUUGGCAAGAAAUCUGCUGCCAGACCCCCAUUGAAUUUGCCAGAGUGUCUGCACAUUUUACCGGCGAUGCUAAGACAGACAUGGCACAGAGAUGUAUGGAUAACCUGCAGAUGCAUUUGCAACGAUUAAGUCAACGAAAUCACAAAGGUGAGUUUUGUUAAUGUUGUUGACUUAUGUGCUAAUCAGACAUAUUUGGUCGCAGCAUGACUGCCAGCUAAUCGAUGCUAACAUGCUACGCUAAUCGAUGCUAACAUGCUAUUUACGCUAGCUAUAGGUACAUUUGAAACUAGAUACCCACAUUUAAUGCGAAACAAACACUUACCAAUCAACGGAUUCAAGUUGAUCCAGUGUCACAAGAUGCGAAAGUCCUGAUCGUUUGGUCCGCACAUUUUACCGGCGAUGCUAAUAUUGCAGCCAUGCUAUGGGCCACUUCAUUAGGUACACCCAUGCUAUGGCCGAAUAGCGUCAAUAGCUAUUCGCUCAAUAGCUUCAAUUUCUUCUUCAAUUUCGUUUUCGCUAUCUGCCUCCAUAUUCCGACUAUCUGUUUCAAUACAUGCGUAAUCUGUUGAAUCGCUUAAGCAGCUGAAAUCCGAGUCUGAAUCCGAGCUAAUGUCGCUAUAUCUUGCUGUGGUAACCGCCAUGUUGUUUGUAUUGGCAGCCCUGUAUGACGUCACAGGGAAAUGGACAGUCGCAUUGCAAAUAGCGAAAAUCAAGAACUUUAAAGCUUUUUUAGGGAUAUUCCGGGAGGUGUAAAAUUUUGAAAAAAACUUUGAAAGAUAAAUCAAGCCACUGGUAUCUGAUUUUUAUUAUUUUUAAGCCUUUUGAAAUUGUGAUAAUGUUCCCCUUUAAGAGACGCCGUAGAAAAGCGGUACACGCUGCUCAGUACAAUAUAGCUAAGUCGACACUUGUAGAAAAGAACGGAACAAAGUGCGAUAGUUUUAAGUGAAGACACCAGCAUGUUAGCAUGUCUGUCAUCAGUGGUCAUCAAGGGUGGUUUUUAUUGAUUGGAAACUGUUAACUUCUUUUUACACAUGUAUGAUAACGUCAAACAAAAAAAUCUAUGGCAUUUUUAUGACAAUAAUGGGUACUUCAACUUUAACUUUUUAAGCAGUCAUCCUUUCUACCUCCAUAAGCACGCGUACCGAUUGCAAUAUUUUUCCUUUAAUAUUACAAUCUAGUCAUAUUAUAAUAUUGUUUUGAGCAAAAUGUAAACUUUUUGGCAAAAUUGAUCUUUAUUCAUACUGUUAUAGUUUGGCCCAAAUGCUGUAUUGACCUGAAUAUAAGACAACCACUUUUUCAAGCCCUAUCUUGAAUAGAUUGAAGAUUAUUCUUUAUGACAAAAAUCAAAUACUUUUUUUACAAUCAUAUUUGUAUAUCAGUGAAAUAACAGUAUUCAAAAUGGUUGUAUUUCAUAUCAUCCCUCCCCCAUUUUGCUAACUUGCGUACAGCGGGCAUCUCUCCAAGUUGUUGGGGUGUGCGUGAGUGCCAGUAAGAAAAGCUUCGCCUGGCUUUGUUGUUUGGUACUACCUGUUGGGUUCCAUAUUUACAUAUAUACAGUAAACACAAAACUCAAAACCAGUGAAGUGGGCACGUUGUGUAAAUCGUAAAUACAAACAUAAUACAAUAAUUUGCAAAUCCUUUUUAACCCAUUUUCAAUUGAAUAGACUUCAAAGACAAAAUAUUUAACAUUCGAACUUGAAAACGUAGUUAUUUUUUGCAAAUAUUAGUUCAUUUGUAAUUUGAUUCCUGCAACAAAAGCUGGCACAAGUGGCAAAAAAAGACUGACAAAGUGGAGGAAUGCGCAUCAAACACUCAUUUGAAAGAUCCCACAGGUGAACUGGCUAAUUGGGAACAGGUGGGACCCAUGAUUGGGUAUAAAAGCAGCUUCCAUGAAAUGCUCAGUCAUUCACAAACAAGGAUGGGGCGAGGGUCACCACUUUGAACAAACACUUUGAAAUUGUUUAAGAACAACAUUUCUCUACCAGCAAGGAAUUUAGGGAUUGCACCAUCUACGGUCCGUAGUAUCAUCAAAAUGUUCAGAGAAUGUGGAGAAAUCACUGCACUUAAGCACCAAGGCUGAAAACCAACAUUGAAUGCCUGCGACCUUCGAUCCCUCAGGCGGUACUGCAUCAAAAAGCCACAUCAGUGUGUAAAGCCACAUGGGCUGAGAAACACUUCAGAAAACCACUGUCAGUGACUACAGUUUUUUGCUACAUUUGUAAGUGCAAGUUAAGACUAUAUGCAAAGCGGAAAGCCAUUUAUCAACAACACCCAGAAACGCAGCCGGCUUCGCUGGACCCGAGCUCAUCUAAAAUGGACUGAUGCAAAGUUUAAAGGUGCUCUGUAGUUUGACGAGUUCACAUUUUAUAUUGUUUUUAGAAGCUGUGGACAUUGUGAACUCUGGACCAAAGAGGAAAAGAACCAUCGGGAUUGUUAGACGUGCAAAGUUUAAAAGCUGUGAUGGUAUGGGGGUGUAUUAGUUGCCAGGGCAUGGGAAACCUGCACAUCUGUGGAGGCACCAUUAAUGCUAAAAGGAACAUACAGGUUUUGGAGCAACAUAUCAUGGACGCCCCUGCUUAUUUCAGCCAGACAAUGCCAAGCCAAGUGUUACAACAGCGUGCCUUCAUAGUAAAAGAGUGCGGGUACCAGACUGGCCUACCUGUAGUCCAGACCUGUCUCCCAUUGAAAAUGUGUGGCACAAUAUGAAGCUUAAAACACCACAAUGGAAACCCCGGACUGUUGAACAAAUUAAGCUGUACAUCAAGCAAGAAUGGGAAAGAAUUCCACCUAAAAAGCUUAAAAAAAUUUGGUCUCUUCAGCUCCAAAACGUUUACUAAUUGUUGUUUGAAGGAAAGGCCAUGUCCCAACUUUUUUGCAAUGUGUUGCUGCCAUUAAAUUCUAAGUUAAUGAUUAUUUGCAUAAAAAAUAAAUAAGUUUCUCAGUUUGAAAAUUAAAUAGUUUGUCUUUGUGGUCUAUUCAAUUGAAUAUAAGUUGUAUUCUGUUUUAUUUACGAAUUACACAUUGUGCCAACUUCACUGGUUUUAGGUUUUGUAAAUGUAUUAUUAUAUUGAAAUAUCUGUUCUGUUUAUAAGACGUUUUAUCUUCGAAAACAAUAUUACAUUUAGGUCAAUACAGUACUUCUUUGUAUUUCAAAAGUUAGGUUUGAGAACACGCCCUGCGAUGAGGUGGCGACUUGUCCAGGGUGUACCCCGCCUUCCGCCCGAUUGUAGCUGAGAUAGGCGCCAGCGCCCCCCGCGACCCCAAAAGGGAAUAAGUGGUAGAAAAUGGAUGGAUGGGUUUGAGAACACUUUUUUUUUUUUACAUCGAAAACGUGUGGCGCAUAAAGAAGCAUAAAAUACGACAGCGGAGACCCCGGACGGUUGAACGACUAAAGCUCUACAUAAAACAAGAAUGAGAAAGAAUUCCACUUUCAAAGCUUCAACAAUUAGUUUCCUCAGUUCCCAAACAUUUAUUGAGUGUUGUUAAAAGAACAGGUGAUGUAACACAGUGGUGAACAUGCCCUUUCCCAACUACUUUAGCACAUGUUGCAGCCAUGAAAUUCUAAGUUAAUUAUUAUUUGCAAAAAAAAAUUAAGUUUAUGAGUUUUAACAUAAAGUAUAUUGUCUUUGUAGUGCAUUCAACUGAGUAUAUGUGUUGAAAAGGAUUUGCAAAUCAUCGUUUACAUUUACAUCUAACACAAUUUCCCAACUCAUAUGGAAACGCGGUUUGUACAUUUCAUAUCGGCGGUAACUUCUUUUUACACAUGUUGAUUGUUAAAACUUUACUUAAAAUACAUGUCUGUACAGUUAAUCCACUUUUUAUGAUGGUGACAGCUUGACCCUGAAAUAAGUUAUUUUUAAUAACAUUAUUGCCCAUGAGAAAAUGUUGUUUUAAAUAACCAAAUAUUUGAUCUUAGAGGUUCCACAAGUGUUUCCGUUCAGUUAAAUCCCAUUAUCAGGAAUAAUCGACUACUCAGGAGCUUACAGUAGAUUUAUUAGUCUUGGCUAAAAUAAAUCCAACAACUUUUUAGGCAGAAUCUUGUAGGAGUGGGGAAAAAAAAGCCAUUUAAAGGGGAACAUUAUCACCAGACCUAUGUAAGCGCCAAUAUAUACCUUGAUGUUGCAGAAAAAAGACCAAAUGUUUUUUUUAACCGAUUUCCGAACUAUAAAAGGGUGAAUUUGGCGAUGUAAACGCCUUUCAAUUGUUUGCUGUCAGAGCAAUGACCUUUCACCCGUGACGUCACAUCAUGAAGCGACCCGCCAUUUUCUCAAACACAUUACACACACCAAGUCAAAUCAGCUCUGUUAUUUUCCGUUUUAUCGACUAUUUUCCAUACCUUGGAGAAAUCAUGCCUCGUCGGUGUGUUGUCGGAGGGUGUAACAACACGAACAGAAACAGAUUCAAGUUGCACCAGUGGUUAAAAGAUGCGGAAGUCCCUCGUUUGUUCUGCACACUGUACCGACGACAGCUAUGCUACGACAGAAAUGGCAAGAAUGUGUGGAUAUCCUGCGACACUCAAAGCAGAUGCAUUUCCAACGAUAAAGUCAACGAAAUCACAAAGGUGAGUUUUGUUGAUGUUAUUGACUUAUGUGGAGUGUGCUAAUCAGACAUAUUUGGUCACGGCAUUACUGCAAGCUAAUCGAUGCUAACAUGUAUUGAGGCUAGCUGUAUGUACAUAUUGCAUCAUUAUGCCUCAUUUGUAGCUAUAUUUGCAUCCAACCUUUCCCUCCACCCACAUUUAAUGCCAAACAAACACAUACCAAUCGUUGGUUAGAAGGCGAUCGCCGAAUUCGUCCGGCCUUCCUCACGUGCCACUGUCUGUCGUGAUAUGGCACAAAAGCUUCUGUUUCUUCUUUAAUUUCGUUUUCUGUACCUGCCUCCACACUCCAACCAUCCAUGUCAAUACAUGCGUAAUCCGUUGAAUCGCUUACGGCGCUGAAAUCCGAGUUACUAUGCUAUACAUUUCUGUGUUAGUUUCUGGUGGCUUCACGCAGUGACGUCACAGAACAAUAGACGGGUGGAUAUAGCGAUGGUGUAAAUCAGGCACUUUGAAGCAGUUUUUCGGGAUAUUGCGUGAUGGGUAAAAUUUUUGGAAAAACUUCGAAAAAUUAAAUAAGCCACUGGGAACUGAUUUUUAUUGGUUUUAACCCUUCAGAAAUUGUGAUAAUUUUCCCCUUUAACAAAAUGUCAACAUCCUUAAAGGGGAACAUUAUCACCAGACCUAUGUAAGCGUCAAUAUAUACCAUGAUGUUGCAGAAAAAAGACCAUAUGUUUUUUUAACCGAUUUCCGAACUCUAAAAGGGUGAAUUUGGCGAUUUAAACACCUUUCAAUUGUUUGCUGUCAGAGCAAUGACCUUUCACCCGUGACGUUACAACGGGAAGCAAUCCGCCAUUUUCUCGAACACAUUACACACACAAGUCAAAUCAGAUUUGUUAUUUUCCGUUUUUUCGACUGUUUUCUGUAGCUUGGAGACAUCAUGCCUCGUCGGUGUGUUGUCGGAGGCUGUUUCAAGUUGACUUACGUGGAGUGUGCUAAUCAGACAUAUCAAUGGUCACGACAUGCUAGUCGAUGCUAACAUGCUAUUUAGGCUAGCUCUAUGUACAUAUUGGAUCAUUAUGCCUCAUUUGUAGCUAUAUUUGCAACCAGCCUUUCCCUCCACCCACAUUUAAUGCCAAACAAACACAUACCAAUCGACAGAUUCAAGUACACCAGUGAUCAAAAGAUGCGAAAGUCCCUCGUUUGUUCUGCACAUUUUACCGACGACAGCUAUGUUAUGACAGAUGGCACAGAGAUGUGUGGAUAUCCCGCGACACUCAAAGCAGAUGCAUUUCCAACGAUAAAGUCAACAAAAUCACGAAGGUGAGUUUUGUUGAUGUUAUUGACUUAUGUGCUAAUCAGACAUAUUUGGUCACGGCAUGACUGCCAGCUAAUCGAUGCUAACAUGCUAUUUAGGCUAGCUGUAUGUACAUUUGUAGCUAUUUCCCUCCACCCACAUUGAAUGCCAAACAAACACUUACCAAUCGACGGAUUCAAGUUGCACCAGUGGUCAAAAGAUGCAAUCGUUGGUUAGAAGGCGAUCGUUGACUUCGUCCUCGUUACCAUUGUAUGUCGUGAUAUGGCUCAAUAGCUAUCAGUUUUUUCUUCAAUUUCGUUUUCGCUAUCUGCCUCCACACUCCAACCAUCCGUUUCAAUACAUGCGUAAUCUGUUCAAUCGCUUAAGCCACUGAAAUCCGAGUCUGAAUCCGAGCUAAUGUCACUAUAUCUUUCUGUUCUAUCCGCCAUGUUUGUUUGUAUUGGCAUCACUAUGUGACGUCACAGGAAAAUGGACGGGUGGAAAUACAGAUAGCGAAAAUCAGGCACUUCAUAGCCUUUUUUCGGGAUAUUCCACGAUGGGUAAAAUUUUGAAAAAAAUUUUAAAAAAUAAAAUAAGCCACUGGGAACUGAUUUUUAUUGGUUUUAACCCUUCAGAAAUUGUGAUAAUGUUCCCCUUUGAAGAAUUUUCCCUCCCUUCCUCAUUACACAUUCAGUUACCGUCACAUGGGACUUUUAUCAAUAACAAUCCUGUUUUUUUUGUCCCUUUUUACUCCCAGUUUGUAUUCAUUAAUGGCCCAAAAAGGUCAGACACGGCACUUCUUCAUGUGUGUUUCUUCCUGCCAAAAAACAGCAGAUUAACGUAACAUUCUUGACUUGGACAACACAGCUCAUUCAAGCGCACGAAUCCCAGAUACCACACACACAUACCAGAACGUUCCUUUAAGUGCCAAAGCCGUGACUUGUUAUCCCCCUCCCCACCACAUGUCUGUGUUUGUGUGUAUAUAUUAUUAUUAAACAUUGCAUUUAUUGGUGCCGAGCAUAAUCCUCAUGUUCACUCUCCAUUAGUGAAAAAAUAAACUAUUUUAUUGUCAA